Molecule: messenger RNA, 578 nt
Organism: Centruroides sculpturatus (bark scorpion)
Lineage: Eukaryota; Metazoa; Arthropoda; Arachnida; Scorpiones; Buthidae
Exons: 3
Coding region: 89-493 (134 amino acids)
Biological process (GO): inner mitochondrial membrane organization; protein insertion into mitochondrial inner membrane from matrix
Cellular component (GO): mitochondrial inner membrane
Molecular function (GO): ribosome binding
Source: RefSeq, a predicted model, not a curated record
GUCUCAGCAGAGGUCUCUGUUUUAUUUUGAAAAACGUGUAAUUUAACGGGUUCGAGUAUCAAAACGUGUUUGUUUUUAAGUAAAUAAAAUGAAUUUUAAUCGUAUACUGAAACUGAAACAAUCGGAUUUAAGUUAUCUCGUAACGAAACGAACUUUAACGUUUCAUCAGUGCAAUGAAUUUACAGGCAAAGGGAAGAAACUAUUAAAAGUAUCUUUAAUGGAUUCCACGUGUAUGUGUAAAAGAAACCUUCAAGUUUGUUCCGUAUUGGCUGCCAAAUCAAAGAUGCUUUUCUUCCAAAGUCCGUUUCGAUGGUUGAGUGUCAGAUUAGAUUUAUUUAGUUUAAAGACUAAAUGGGAUCCGUCUUUCUCGCUCUCGGAAUUUAUUCUUGGUGCUAAACAGGCAGCUUGCACAGUGAUAAAUUUAACAUCUCAGAAAAAUUUUGAUGAUUUGAAAGGUCUUAUUGAACAGUCAAGAACAACUACUGUGACAUAGACACAUUAUUUAUUGCCCAUAAAUUUGAUUCCAUGAUAGAUCAAAGUAAUGAAGGAGUAAUUUUAGUUCUAGACAUUAAAACAAA